Pogonomyrmex barbatus (red harvester ant) is the source of this 3825-nucleotide messenger RNA. RefSeq lists its product as uncharacterized. Lineage: Eukaryota; Metazoa; Arthropoda; Insecta; Hymenoptera; Formicidae. The record is from RefSeq and is a predicted model, not a curated record.
UCGUAAUAAUUUGCAAUUAUAUUAGUUCUCUUCUCGUUAUUUUCUGUCGAUUUUAUUGUAAGAUAAUAGUAAAUAUUGUGCGAAAAUGAAAGAGGAGAAAUGUGUGUGGAGUACUUUCGUUCGCAGACAAAAAUUGACAUUCGUAUUUGUAUACGUAAGAAUCAUUGCGUCGUAUAACUAAGCUUUUAACUUAAUGAUACAUCGGAAACUUGACUUGUUUGCGAAGGAAAGUAAACGUUUACUUAAUUUACCCAAAGUAAAUAAUGGGAACAGAGAAAAGGUAUAAGACGGUAACGAUGACGUUUCUGUAUUAGAUGAUCAAACUAAGCGAGUUGCGUAACUAUAACAAAUGGGUCACAACAACGAACGAACGAUAUUAAACAUUCCGUUCUUCGGGUACUCAUUUUUUUGGAAUUUAGCGUACUUUGAUUUUUAUGAAACGCGGUAAUAAAUUUCUCUUUUUUUUUUAAAUUGUGUGUGUUUCCGCAUCAACACGCACCAAUAAAUCCGCAUAUGCGAAUUAUAAUAUGAAGAACGAUCGCUAGCUAUUAUUAUUUGAAAAUAAAUUCGCUUUUCGGAUCAUGGUACAAGUAAUAAUAACAAUAUUAUUUUAAUACUUUACAGAGAAAGUACAAGUUUCGACACUGUUAUCAAUUUCGGUCAUUCUCGCUGAGGAAGAAUACUCUUGAUAAAUAUAUUUGGAUGUACUUGAGUAGAUGUCCGUCUACAAUGACAUUGUUUCCUUUAGUGCGCUGCUUGACAGAGAACUUGCCUUUUAAUAAGCAAGAAAGAAGAGAAGAGAUGUAGGUAAAUUUCAAACUUCCUAAAGAAACUUCUCGAAAGACUUGUUGAUCAGUACUGUUUGAUCACAGCGCUGUCACCUUGUGAAUUUCAAUCUUUUCUUUUUUUCCAAUAUCUUUUCGUCGUUAUUAUAACGAAUCAUUAUUAUAACGAAUGAUUUACGACGUCCUCUCAAUUUCGCACGAUCUACAAAAUAUCAAAAAUUAAUCGAGAUGAUUAGUAGAUGUAUGAUGGCACGUAUGUACAUACGUACAAAUGGGCUCGUCAAAAUGUAAUAAAAUUCUACUUGGAACAAUGCUAACGAUGCUCUUGUGCUGCGAUUAAUUCUCGAUGCUUUUAUCUAGACAUCACGUCCACGAUUUCUAUCUACUGUAGCGCGACAGUCUUCCUCCAACUAUAAAUGUAUGUAUUGCUCUUUAACUAUAUAUGCUGACCUUGAUAUCUAUAUAAAACUCAUGCCUCUCUUUCUAAUGUUUACUACAGACUGUUCAUCAUGAAAUGAAUUCUGUGAAACCGUGUUCGUGUAUCGUGUAUCGAUACAGGUCGAAACUUUUAAAAAACGGCUUUUAUCAAUCACAAUGUUAUCGAUAAUAUUAUUUUAUUUAUUCAUGCCAUUUUCAAUAUUAACAGUGGCACAGAUUACAACGGACACACAUAAGAUUGCUCCGAAAGACUACAUGUUGAGAUCGACGGAAAGUGAAAAUUUGAAAAUUAUUUUGAAUUACGUUCGAGGCAAGCAACAAUUCUAUUCGUCGAUAUUUUCUCUCGUCUAUUUCAACGCUCGAUCUAGUUUUGUAGAUUUUUUAUCCAAGUAUGUAGCGAGUGAAUCUAUCAUUAGUUACAAGAUCACGAUAAACGAUUUCUCACGAAAAUCGCCAUGGCAGAAUCGCGUAGAUCUUACAUGGAUCUUCGUCGUCGAUAAUAUGAAUAUUUUGAAUUCCUUUGUGCACGAACAAAGCCAUAUCUGGAAGGCUACCAAUCAAUACGUAGUAAUUGUCACGACUCCAAAUACGACUUUGCUGCAGGAAACUUUUCAGACGAUUUGGAGAAACUACAACGUCUUUAGAAUUAUCAUUAUUUCGAUAGAAGAUAACUUUCAAUGUUUGAGCAGAUAUUUGCCGUUCGAAAAAAAUCGUCAAAACGAGUAUGGCGUCGUACGAAAGAUCUGUUUAAUGAAUCAAGAAGACAACGACGAGCUCUACACUAAUUUUGAAGAUUUGAACGGAUAUCCUAUACGCGUGAUCGUCUUCUCAUCUUUGAUGAUGAAGAUUACAUUCGAUCAAGAUACGAAGAACUCUAAGUUUAGUGGACUGGAUGCAUACGUAAUGUCGUUGUUGGAACGAGCUAUGGGGACUCGGUUUCGUAUUAACGUGUUUCGUAUUGUUAAUUUCACUGACCCCUUUCAUAGUACUCUCCAAUACAUCGAGAACGGCGAGUCGGAAAUGAUUAUCAACAGUUUCUUUGCUCAUCGAUAUAAGGAAUAUCGAAGUUACGAAUUCACGACUAGCGUUUACGAAGACAAGUUGUGCUUGAUCGCGCCUACGGCUGGUUUCGUACCUAAAUCGUAUAUGCCAAUAAUGUCGUUCGCGCCUGAUCUAUGGAUGGCCCUCGCAGUAUAUAAUAUUCUUGUGUCCGUCCUAUGGUUCUUCAUCAAAUAUUACAGCGUAUCGUUUCGUCGGCAGGAGAUCAUUCUCCUUCCCCUAACGAGAACAACGGGGUACAUACUUUCGCGACGAUCAAAUUUACUGCCAGGAAUACAUCCUUACGCUUCAUCAUGUUUCGACCUUGUCGAAGCUUCAUGCUAUCCGUUGAAAGAAGACGGUGAUGCCGGCAGUACGACCGCUCAAAGAGCUUUCUUGAUCGGCACGCUUUUCUUCGGACUUAUCGUUACCGGUCUCUAUCAAAGUUGUCUCAUGUCUAGCUUGAGCGAUCCCUUUCAUUACCCCGAAUUGAAUACUUUAGAAGACGUCGCCAACUCGAAUCUCACUAUCAUUACAAAGUACUAUAAUCUGAAAGAGAACUCGUUCACGGGAAAUACAACUCUGGACAAUAAAUUGCGGAGUAAGAUUGAAAUAUUUGUCUCUAAUGAAUCUACUAAUGACGUCGUGGCCUUUGGCAGAAAGGUGAUCGCCAUCACCCGUUAUGCGUCGGUUAAGUUGGGGGACAUGUCCAAAUAUUAUGACGUGGACGGCAAUGAACUGCUCCACAUCGUCGAGGAAUGCCCGAUCACCUAUUUAUUAUCCUACGUAAUGAGACCUCAUUCCCCAUACCGGGAGAGAAUCAAUGGAUUAUUGCUACGAAUGCGAGAAGCAGGUCUCGUUCAUUUAUGGUACGAGCGCAUGGCUUAUCCGUCGUACGUAGCCGAGCAGAAAAGAAAGAUAGACAAGAGCGAGAGAAGAAUUAAACUGACUAUGGAACAUUAUUCUCUCACAUUCGUCGGACUUAUGUUUGGUUUAUUUUCUUGCACUGUCGUGUUUCUCACGGAACUGUAUUUCGCCAAGAGGAUCCUGUCGCCAACAAAAACGUAAAAGUUUUUUGAAGAAUAAAACAUCCUCGUAUUAUCUCGCUAUCUUACGCGAGUGAGUGAAAGCUCAUGACAUAGCUCGGCACAUUUCAUUCCCGCUAGCUUUGUCUUCCUUUCGGUCUAAACUUCGCGUACAGCAAAGUUAAUUAUAGAGAACUUUACAUCUGAUUGGCUUAACAUAUACAUCAUCGUAUAUUGUCUCACGUGACGAUACCGGACUUGAUCGUGAUGAUUCGAUCAACAGCUGUUUCAUUCGCAGCACAGUCUCGAGUUUGAUUAAUUGAGCAUAAUAGAAGCUACGUCUCCCUGUCACCCUCAACUAUCGAUCAUGAAAAAAGGUCCUUUAUUUGCGAUAUACCGAUGUCGCACUAAUGAAUUGGCGGUAAAGCGACUUUCUAGAGAGAGAAACAGAGUUUAUUUUAAGAAUCUACGAAAAUACAUACAACACGCCUAUAUGUCCCUCUCUCGCUCCAGUCGCUCUUUCAAAGAAGAAGAAGAAG